AUGACGUCGGCAUCGAGAAACUCUCGUACCACCUCGAGGAAAAAGCAUGGCAGACGUACUAAAGACAAGCUGGCGACCAUCUUUCAUGGCUUUGCAUAUUCACUCCCCGAUCCUUUCCAUUACAUACAGCUUAUCGCAUCGUUACGCGGGUGGGGUAGCAGCGACACACGGACAACCUGUAUGCAAGUCAAGAUCUUUGUGUCCACUGUGAAUAAGUCAUGGAUCUUGGGAGAGAUAGGAGUCGGUAAAAGCUCCGUGAUUAAUCUUAUCAGUCGGGGAAAAACGUCGCCGAGGUCUCUUCCAACGCCGAGGUUUGCACGCGCCACCACGGUCGAGUCGAUGAAAGUGCAUAUCUGGGAAGUUUCCGGGUUCAAUCAGCCAAAGAAUGACCCCAUGAAGGACGCCACUGAUAUUGAGCAAAAAUUGGGUCCUAUGCUUAAAGCCCACGCUAGAAUCGACGUUAUCUUGUUUUGCAUGCGGGGAAAGAAGCUGACAGUUGUGACAAAGCGGAUUUUCGAACUCGUCGACGGUAUAUUCGGAGGACGCAUUCCCAUCGUGCUCGUUAUUAACCACUUGGAGCAGGAGGAGGAGAUGGAAGAUUGGUGGAGGCGGAACAAGGGACAAACUUGGAACGAGUAUGAGUAA
Pisolithus orientalis is the source of this 645-nucleotide messenger RNA. RefSeq lists its product as uncharacterized. NCBI's taxonomy places the organism in Eukaryota, Fungi, Basidiomycota, Agaricomycetes, Boletales, Pisolithaceae. The record is from RefSeq and is a predicted model, not a curated record. The coding region runs from base 1 to 645 and encodes 214 amino acids. Gene Ontology annotation, molecular function: GTP binding. The transcript is spliced from 3 exons.